Telopea speciosissima is the source of this 1350-nucleotide messenger RNA. RefSeq names its product probable F-box protein At4g22030. Bases 1 to 1350 code for a protein of 449 amino acids. The record is from RefSeq and is a predicted model, not a curated record. The transcript has a single exon. NCBI's taxonomy places the organism in Eukaryota, Viridiplantae, Streptophyta, Magnoliopsida, Proteales, Proteaceae.
AUGGCAUCUUUACGUGCUUCGCUCUUGCUCUCUUCAGCGUCUUCUUCUUCUUCUUCUUCUUCUUUUUCUUGUAAGAGAAGAAUCAUGGCUACAUUCCAACCCCCGAAACUUGGGAGGACCGUUACACUCAAGAACAAUACCAAUAACUUGGGAUUAUUAAGAAUUGAAGAAGGCCAAUACACAACCCUUACCAAUACCAAAAGCAGGAAGACCACAACCAUCGUAAGAGACGAAGAAGACUCUACAGUCUCAACUGCCACCUUCAUCUCUGAGCUCUACCUAAUCGCAGAUGCGGUUGCCGACAGAGUAGAGAUGCACACCAACGUCGGCGAGCAGAGGGAUAACUGGAACACUCUCCUUCUCACCUCUAUCAACACCAUCAUCCUCACAGCAGCAACCAUGGUUGCUCUCUCUGGUACAACAACUUUAACCUCCUUUCUCCCUUUCCCACCUCUCAACCUAUCUUCCACUCUCUUGUUCUCUGCGGCGGCAGGGAUGAUGGUGGUGAUGAAUAAGAUCCAACCCUCUCAACUGGCAGAAGAGCAGCGCAACGCUGCAAGGUUGUUCAAGCAACUCCAUAGGGAAAUCCAAACAACCCUUGCCAUUGGGAAGACUCCAACGGCAAGGGAUGUAAAGGAUGCCAUGGAGAAGGUCUUGGCCCUCGAUAGGGCCUACCCUCUUCCCUUACUUGGAGUCAUGCUCGACAAGUUCCCCGCAACUGUGGAGCCCACUGUGUGGUGGCCUUCACCUUCACCUAAUUCACCUAAUUCACCACGAGAACAGCAUGAUCAGCCAGAAAAGAAUGGAUGGAGUGAGAAACUGGAGGAGGAGAUGAGAGAGAUUGUUAGGGUUUUGAAGAGAAAGGAUGGUGAGGAAUAUAAGAGAUUGGGGAAGUUGGCGUUGAAAAUAAAUAAAAUUUUAGCGGUUUCAGGACCUCUACUAGCAGGCGUAGCUGCAGUUGGGUCUGCCUUUGUGGGGUCAUCUCCUUCUCAUCAUCACGGCGGGGGUUUGGGUUUGGGUGUGGCGGUGAGUGUUGCUGCGGGAGCACUAGCUAGUGUAGUGAACACGUUGGAGCAUGGAGGGCAAGUUGGAAUGGUUUUCGAGAUGUAUAGGAAUUCUGCUGGCUUCUUUAAACUACUUGAGGAAUCCAUUGAAGCCACCUUGAACCAAAAAGAUGUGGAGAAGAGAGAAAAUGGAGAAUCUUUUGAAUUGAAGGUGGCUCUGAACUUGGGGAGAAGCCUAUCGGAGCUCAGGGAUCUUGCAUCUCAUGCUUCCUCUACUUCUAAUUUUUAUUAUUCUUGUAGUAGAGAUGAAGAGGCCAGCGACGAGUUUGCUAGCAAACUCUUCUGA